AUGUCUGCAGGAAUGGCGACUUUUGCCGGCAAAGAGAAGAACAAGACAGCCAGACACGACAGAGACCCGCGAGGCCUGAUUGGCAUCCCGGCAGGCAAACCCUCGCAAGGUCUUUGCAUAGUUCUUGCAUACCCAAAGGGACUGGGACCAAGACCCAAGUGGCGACAUCGGCCUAACGGGACCUCUCUUGAGCAACUUGCAUCACUUUGGUCCACCAGCCCUCGCCGUCUCGGUGCCGUUUCGAGUGGCAACAACGUCACGCCGCGACGGUUCGUUCGUCAGCCUGAGUAA
Molecule: messenger RNA, 291 nt
Organism: Ustilaginoidea virens
Lineage: Eukaryota; Fungi; Ascomycota; Sordariomycetes; Hypocreales; Clavicipitaceae
Exons: 1
Coding region: 1-291 (96 amino acids)
Source: RefSeq, a predicted model, not a curated record